Myripristis murdjan (pinecone soldierfish) is the source of this 585-nucleotide messenger RNA. It is a transcript of the gene lsm5, whose product is annotated as LSM5 homolog, U6 small nuclear RNA and mRNA degradation associated. Gene Ontology annotation, biological process: mRNA splicing, via spliceosome. Gene Ontology annotation, cellular component: U6 snRNP; Lsm1-7-Pat1 complex; U4/U6 x U5 tri-snRNP complex. The transcript has 5 exons. The coding region runs from base 17 to 376 and encodes 119 amino acids. Gene Ontology annotation, molecular function: RNA binding. The record is from RefSeq and is a predicted model, not a curated record. NCBI's taxonomy places the organism in Eukaryota, Metazoa, Chordata, Actinopteri, Holocentriformes, Holocentridae.
GCCUAAUAAACGAUGAAUGAUUGCUCCUGAUUCGAUUGCUCUCUCCUGGCUGCUGCCGCUCUCCUCUCGAUUGCUUCUGUCUGUCCGGAGAGUUUUGAACAUGGCGGCUACACCAGCAACAAAUCCGUCACAGCUGCUCCCGCUGGAGCUUGUGGACAAAUGUAUCGGCUCCCGAAUCCACAUCGUGAUGAAGACCGACAAAGAGAUAGUUGGCACCUUGCUGGGUUUCGACGACUUUGUCAAUAUGGUCCUUGAGGAUGUGACAGAAUUUGAAAUCACGCCAGAGGGAAGGAGGAUAACCAAACUGGACCAGAUCCUGCUUAAUGGCAAUAACAUCACCAUGCUCAUCCCUGGAGGAGAAGGACCUGAAGUAUGACUCUUCAGUUGUGUAUACAUGUCUGUUCCUUAGUUGAUUUUUUUUUAUAUAAAUUUGUUUUUCUUUUGUUGUUUGAGGGGAAAAAAAUGCUUUUGUAACAAGCUUACCAGUUGAGCGUUUGCGUAAAGCUAAAGUUUUGAAUCUUGUGUGACACGGGAGCAGUUUGUGUUAAUAAAUAAUUGAAUUGCAGUGAAUUGCAGUUACUGGAA